Messenger RNA from Rhododendron vialii, 1480 nucleotides. RefSeq names its product protein TIC 20-I, chloroplastic-like. NCBI's taxonomy places the organism in Eukaryota, Viridiplantae, Streptophyta, Magnoliopsida, Ericales, Ericaceae. Bases 228 to 1055 code for a protein of 275 amino acids. The transcript has 3 exons. The record is from RefSeq and is a predicted model, not a curated record.
UUAUGCACCUAACCACAGACAAUCAAUCCUCACGAAUACACCGCCUCAUUCCCCUCACCUAAUCCCUUCUCUCUCUCCUCCUUUCCCAUUUCGCGAGGCCUCGAAGUGGCCGGUAGAGAACCUCCGUGAAAGGACCUGUCUUCUUCGUUCGUGGCCGUCGAAGACAAGGGUCAUCCUUUCAAUCCUUGCCCGACCGACCAAUCCUUGGCUAGCCACCAAACCCUAAGAUGAUUCUGAAUGGAUGCUCGGUCACUCCGAGUAUUUCCCCCAACGUAUUCAACUCAAAGUCUCGUUUCUCGGGUUCAUAUGGUGGCAUCCCUCCUCUGCCUUCCCGUGUUUCAAAUCAAAGCAUUAGGAGUUCAUGGAAACUCUUUCAAGGGCUGACAUUGCAGUCUUCCAUCGGGAAUACUCGUCUUCAGCAUCUUGCGGCUGCAUCAACACCAUUCUUUAGUGGUAAUGAUUGUAGCUUUGCAUGUAGUACGAUACCCACAGUUGGUAGGCAGAAGCUGCGACCUUUUCUGGCCCCACCAAGAUCUUCCAUCGAGAUGCCUUGGAGUAUUCGUUACCCUGCUUCAAAAGGCGAGAAGGUAAAGUGGUGGUGGAGAACCCUAGCAUGUCUCCCAUAUAUCAUAUCCCUCCGCGAUACAUGGAAGUAUUGGGAAGCAGCGUAUCGUCUCUACCCAUCCUUGGAGCAAUUCGAGUUCUUGACAUCCGGAUUUUACCGGGCUUUUGACAGAUUGCCAAGAUGGUUUGUCAUGGUAUAUUUUACCGCUGCAUAUCUUGGUGUGGUUAGGAGAAAGGAACUUCCCCACUUCUUGAGGUUCAAUACAGUGAUGUCCAUGCUAAUGGAGAAUGCCAUUCAGAUUCUGGAGACGGCGAGCAGUUUCUUUCCAUGUGCAUUAUUUUUGGGUAGGACUGGUUAUCAGCAUUUUUGGAUUGGUCUUGGAGUUGUCUACAUGUUGACAGUGUUGGUAUGCAUGGGGUCCUCCAUACUUGGGAUGUAUGUUGAAGUUCCGCUAGUCAGCGAGGCGGCUUUUAUCCAUACAAAGAUGUAGGAUACAAGGAUGUGGCUCUUCUGGUCAGGCUUUGCUUUUUCUUUCUUGGGGAGGUUAUUACAAAUGACAUUUUCCAGUUAGCACUGAAAUUUAAACAUUAUGAAGGAAGUUCGAAAUAUCAAGUAGGUGUCACUAGGUACGGCUUUUACGUGUGUUUUCAUCUCUUUGGUUCUAAGGUUGAUUCUCCUUAUUGUUUCAUAUCCUGCUUUUCUAGGUCUUUUGUGCGAGUCAGAAAUUGAGAGAUUGUUUUGAUCCGUUGGGUUCAGAAGAUUGUAUUGAGUUCGAGUUCAGUUUCUUUUACAUUAGGGUUGCAGUGGGGACAAAUUCUUAAUAUGGCAAGAAUGUUGUAUGUUGUUUGAGAACUGAGUAGUAGUCUAGUUCCAAUGAAAUUGCGCUUUCUGUUCUGGUGAUUGAAGAGACAAAAA